AGGUAGUACUUACCUUUUACAGAUAGAUUUCGCAGCUUUGAUAAUGCAAGAAUGCUUGGCGCAGUGAGUAGGGAUGGAUCAACUUAACUGUGACCCAGUCUGUUCUCUAUAACAGUUCAGCGCUUCAUCUCGACUCUGACCUAAAUCGAACUUGAUCGCGAUCUCAGUGGUGAACAUGGAAGAUUGCAAUUUAUCAUUUUAGGGGCUUGAAGUCGUGUUUCGUCUCAGUUGGCUUCACUUUUAUAUAGUUGUAAUAAGGCUGAAAUGCUUCUGUGUGGCAUUUGCGCCGCCCUUGUGGUGGCUGCGUUCGCCACUGAUCGUUCUCCAGACAUUGAAACCAUUCCUUUAGGAGUUCCUUACAAUCGAGCUGGACUUUAUAAAAGAGCAGCAGAAUUUGUUUGUUUUGAUGGGUCGAAGAGCAUCCCAUACAAUCAAGUAAACGAUGAUUAUUGCGACUGUCCUGAUGGAAGCGACGAACCAGGAACAUCGGCGUGUCCGAACGGCAGGUUCCAUUGCCCCAACAAGGGCCACAUAGCUAUGGACAUCCCUUCAUCUCGAGUGGAUGACUCGAUAUGCGAUUGCUGUGACGGAAGCGAUGAGUAUGCUGGAGCGGUGAAAUGUCCAAAUAUUUGUGAUGAAUUGGGACGAAGCGCUCGCGAAGAGAAGAAGAGGCAAGCUGAAAUUGCAAGGAAAGGUUAUGCGACAAGAAAACUGCUAGCAGUCGAAGGAAAGAAACUGAGGGAUGAAAAGGUUGCUCAGUGUGUUCCACUCAAAGAGGAGCGCGAGAAACUUCUACCAACCAGGGAUGAGUUGCUAAAAAAGAAGGAUGAAGCUAUGGAAAUUGAAAGCAAAUUGAAGGACAAACAUAGAGAAGAAUGGGAUGCUCAAAAACGCGAGAAAAAGAAGGAAAAGGCCACUGCAAUGUUCAGUGAGAUCGAUGUUAACAAGGAUGGCAAGAUAACCUUGGACGAAUUGGUGAAAGUUACUUAUUUGGAUACUGAUCACGAUGGAACAGUUUCCGAAGAUGAAGCCAAGAUCUUCUUGUCCGUUGACGAAGUGGAUGCCGAGAAUUUCUUGAACAACAUGUACGAUAGGCUCAAAACUGAAAAAGUUGCUUAUGAGGAUUAUAAGAGGGACCUAGAAAGAGAAGAAGCUGAGAAAAAAGAAAGAGAGGAAGCUGAGAAGAAAGAACAAGAAGAAGCUGAGAAAGCAGAAUUUGAGGAAGCUGAAAAAGCGACGCAUGAGGAACUGGAGGAGACUGGUGAUCAUCCUCAUCCCUUAGAUGAUGAAGACAAGGCGGAUACCGUGCCACACCCUGUGCCCAUUACAACACAACCUCCACCUCCUCCAUUACACGAUGAUGAUGAAUUUUCGAUGCCACCGUAUGAUGAAGAAACGAAAAAGGCAAUUAAUGAAGCCGACGAGGCUCGAAAGGCUUAUGAUGAGUAUGACGUAAAGAUAAUUAAUUUGGACAAAGACAUCAGGGAAGCUGAGUCAUUCAUAGAACAGGAUUUCGGUCCUGACCACGCUUGGGCAACUCUGAAAGGAAAAUGCUUCGAUCUGACCGAUAAACAAUACACUUACACAUAUUGUCCAUUUGAUAGGACAAUACAAAAGGAUAAAAAUGGUUAUGGCGAAACGGGCCUAGGAAACUGGAAGGAUUGGACUGGUGAUGCCAGCAACAAAUACACUAAGCAAAGGUAUGAGAAUGGACAGCAAUGCUGGAAUGGUCCACAACGGUCAACUGAUGUGGAGAUUCAAUGUGGCGAAGAAUCCGAGCUGAUUGAAGCCACCGAACCUGCCAAAUGUGAAUACCGGUUUGUAUUCCGCACCCCUGCCGCCUGUAAUGAUCCUGACCAAGAAGAGCCGAUACACGCUGAGCUCUAAUUUUUUUUUACUGUUUUUACAGUUCUCACCCACACUCCACUGGUAUAUUUAUUGUAGUGAGGUUGAUGUGAUUUUCGCGCAUAUCCCGUUUUUGCAACUGGAUACAUGCAGUUGUUAAGCUCCUUUUUUUCUUUCAGUUUUGUUAUGUUCCUAGUAAUUAUUCGGAAAAUGAAAUGGUUGUAAGUU
Cylicocyclus nassatus is the source of this 2073-nucleotide messenger RNA. The record is from the annotation of a GenBank genome assembly. NCBI's taxonomy places the organism in Eukaryota, Metazoa, Nematoda, Chromadorea, Rhabditida, Strongylidae.